Messenger RNA from Hyaloscypha bicolor E, 1695 nucleotides. Its product is annotated as Dihydrolipoyl dehydrogenase. Lineage: Eukaryota; Fungi; Ascomycota; Leotiomycetes; Helotiales; Hyaloscyphaceae. The record is from RefSeq and is a predicted model, not a curated record. The transcript has a single exon. The coding region runs from base 193 to 1608 and encodes 471 amino acids. Gene Ontology annotation, molecular function: flavin adenine dinucleotide binding; oxidoreductase activity.
CUGAGUCAAGAGCUUGCGAACCCCCCUUUACUCAUCACUACACUUCCUAUACUUUAGCUAUUGUACACUUGGUAUGUGCUAUAGUGGUAUAUAAAACCUCCACCCACACGAAAUCUACUUCUUCUCAUUCAAGUUCAAACACUCUUCUUACAUUUACACGUUGAUUUUUCACUCGUCAUAUAUAAAUCCAAAAUGACAACCUCACAACCUCGCCCAAACCACUACGACCUCCUUGUCCUCGGUAGCGGCGAAGCAGGGAAAUUUAUCGCGUGGACACUUUCGUCCAAAACCGGUCAACGUUGCGCUGUCAUCGAGCGCCGCUGGCUCGGCGGCUCUUGUCCUAACGUUGCCUGUCUGCCUAGCAAGAGCUUUGUCCAUUCGGCGAACGUAGUGCACGAUGCCAAGCAUGGAAAUUCCUAUGGAAUUCGCGACGCGGAUGAGAGCGUGGAGAUGGUUGCUGUGAGAGAGCGGAAGAGAGACAUGGUGGAUGGACUCAUGGAUAUGCACGCUGGGAGAUUUAAAAACUUUGGUGUGGAGUUGAUCUGGGGUGAAGGCAAGUUUGUGGGGAAGAAGAGCAUCGAGGUUACUGGAGAAAGCGGGAAGACGGUUUUGACUGCUGAGAAAGUGGUUGUGUGUACGGGGUCGAGAGCUAAGAUCGAUGAUAUUCCUGGCUUGAAAGCUGCGAAACCUCUCACGCAUGUCGAGAUCUUAGAGCUAGAUGUUUUGCCGAGCCAUCUCGUUGUACUUGGUGGUGGAUAUGUUGGUCUUGAGUUUGCACAGGCGAUGAGGAGGCUUGGUGCACAGGUUACGGUGAUUGAGAGGAAUGCAAGGUUGCUGAAAAAUGAGGAUCAGGAUAUUGCUGAUGUCAUAGUCGGCGUGCUUAACAAGGAGGGAGUGAAGGUCUGCACCGGAACAACUAUCCAGCAAGUAUCUGGCGAAUCUGGUACUUCCGUUACUCUCAAAGGCCUUGCCUCAGGGAAAUCCUUCGAAGUCACCGGCUCCCAUAUCCUCUGUGCAAUAGGGCGUCUCCCAAACACAGAAAACAUCGGUCUCGAAGAAUUCGGCAUCCAGCUUACCGGAAAAGGCUUCAUCGAAACCAACGAGAAUCUGGAGACACCAAGCGAAGGCGUUUUCGCAGUAGGCGACUGUGCAGGCUCACCACACUUUACCCACAUCGCCUUCGACGAUUUCCGCAUCGUCAUCGACGUUCUCCUUCACAAACCUCUCCCACCGAAUCGAAAAUCAUCACGCCAAGUCCCCUUCACGCUCUUCACCACUCCGGAACUAGCCCACGUCGGACUCCGUGAACACGAAGCCUCGAACCUUGGGAUCAAAUUCAGGACGGCGAAGCUGCCUAUGGGCGGCUUCUUGAAGACGAGAACGCUUGGGGAGACAGCGGGCUUUGCAAAGGCGCUGAUUGCGGAGGAUGAUACGAUUGUGGGUUUUACGGCAUUGGGCAUUGGGGCUGGAGAGUUGUUGCCUGUCGUGCAGUUGGCGAUGAAGAGGGGACUGCCGUAUACGGAUAUCAGUGAGAUGGUUAUUACGCAUCCGACGUUGAGUGAGGGGUUGGUGUUUUUGUUUUCGGGUGUGCCUGCGAAGGAGAAUUAAAAGUUUGGGGUUGGUGUUGAUUGGGAGGCUUCCAUUUGGGAACACUUUAUAGGUUAGAUUGUCUAGCAAAGAAUCAAGGCUACCAAA